Belonocnema kinseyi is the source of this 6031-nucleotide messenger RNA. It is a transcript of the gene Cad74A, whose product is annotated as cadherin-23. The transcript is spliced from 13 exons. Gene Ontology annotation, biological process: homophilic cell-cell adhesion. Bases 119 to 5650 code for a protein of 1843 amino acids. Lineage: Eukaryota; Metazoa; Arthropoda; Insecta; Hymenoptera; Cynipidae. The record is from RefSeq and is a predicted model, not a curated record. Gene Ontology annotation, cellular component: catenin complex; plasma membrane. Gene Ontology annotation, molecular function: calcium ion binding; cadherin binding.
UUAUUUGUGAGAUGAUAGUUUUCUAUUCUUGGUGAACACGUGUUUCGCAACAAGUUACAAUGACGUGAUAUUUGUGCCAAAAAAGUGAAGGAUUCGGAUUAACGUAUGAGAGGUGACAAUGUGGGCGUUCUUACUCCUUCUGAUCACGGGUUGUUCCACAUCACGGGGACAGGUGAUCAACAGAGCACCACAUUUUAUUCAUGGAGGGGAUAUGGCCAGAUUGGCCGUUUCCGAGGGAACUUUACCCGGAGCCCCGGUCUACACUCUCCAAGGAGAAGAUCCGGAAGGAUCAAGAUUACAUUAUUCCAUCAGCGGAGAGUACUUUACUGUAGAUAGGGAAACGGGUGUCGUGAUCCUCAGGAAAGCUCUGGAUCGUGAAGCCCAAGAUUUAAUUGAAGUCAUCAUCAGUAUAACCGACGAAGGCAUCGCUGGUUCGGAACCCAAUACUGUAUCGUUACGUCGAGAAAUAGCGGUUCUAGACGAAAAUGAUAAUGCACCGGUCUAUCAUGGUCGGCCUUAUGCGGCCAGAGUACCGGAAAGUGCAAAAGUAGGAGGCUUGUUACUCCCACCAGGAACAAUUACAGUAACUGACCGUGACGGUGGUGUAAAUGCAGAUGUCCACGUUUCUUGCAUUCCUGCCUCCAGGGACGACGAUGUCUGCGAAGUAUUCGCAGUUGUCUCAGAAAAGUUGGCAGAGGGAAAAUACGAUGUUCAGAUCACUCUGUCGAAACCGUUAGAUUACGAGAAAAGAAAUUCUUAUCUCAUCAAUCUUGUCGCUGUCGAUGGAGCCAGUGAUCCUUUCAAAAGGUUACAAGUCAGAGCUACAGUUGCUGUCGAUGUUCUCGACGUACAGGAUCAGCCACCUAGUUUUCUAAAUGCACCAUACAGUGCAACUAUUCCGGAAAAUACUCCAGAAGGCUACACAAUUUUGACAGUAAGAGCAAAAGAUGGGGAUACUGGAGAACCAAGGCCUCUUCUUCUGUCCCUAGAAAAUGAGGAUUUUGGCCACUUCCGGUUGGAGGUAUCACGAAAGGGCGACACUGCCCUGGGGAGAUUGAUAACAACGAAUGUCUCCUUGGAUCGUGAAGAUCCGAAUAUUUUGCAAAAUGGUGGGAUUUAUACUUUCCAAGUGAGGGCGACAGAACUCAUUAACAACGAGAUUCCUGCGGACUCAGCCACUUCGGUAGUAACAAUUGUCGUUACCGAUGUGGAUGACUUGACGCCGACCUUUAAUGAAGAUCACUUCAGUCUCAAGAUCUCUGAAGAUAUAGGCACGGACACUCCUCUUCCUGGACUCAAUAUGGUUGUAAGUGAUGGGGAUGUUGGAGACAAUGCAAAGUACAAAUUGGCUUUAAGAGACGUUCCUAAUUACUCAGGAGUCAGUGACGCUUUUAUAGUUAGUCCUGAAGAAGCUCAAGGAAGAGUUCCAGUAGUGAUAAGAGCCAGAGACGAAAGUGUCCUAGACUAUGAUGUUCCAGAUCUCUCUUUACGAGAUUUGGAAUUCGAAGUGACUGCCUCAGUAGCUGAAGAAGUGGUUGCAACUUCCAGAGUCCAUAUCAAACUUCUAGAUGCAAACGAUCAUAGUCCCCACUUUUUACAAUCAGUCUACAGACUCUCCGUUCGAGAAGAUGCAGAACCAGGGACUCACUUUGCAGACGUGUUUGCAACAGAUCGAGACAGUGGAUCUUUUGGUGAUUUGACCUACAGUCUUCGGGGAUUCGGAGCAGACAAGUUCAGAGCGGAUCCAAAAGAAGGUGGAGUUUCGGUGGCAAAAGAACUGGAUUACGAAACUCAGAAAUCCUAUUCUUUAACCAUGGAGGCCAAAGACGGAGGUGGAAGAGUGUCGACCGUGAAUAUCCUGAUAGAAUUGGAAGAUGUUAAUGACAACGAACCCAUUUUUGAACAACAGGAGUAUUCCAGAACUGUGAGGGAAGGAGCGACUAGUUUUGAUCCUCAGAUGUUUGUUAGGGCGACUGAUGUUGAUGGUCCCAUGCAUGGUAAUGGAAAAAUAACGUAUUCUAUCAGUAGUCACAACAGCAUGUCUGAAAACGUUUUCAAGAUAAAUCCAGAAUCGGGUGAGCUAACAAUGAUUAAACCAGCUCGUUCCGGGGAUACUGAACGAGGAAUCUAUGAAUUAACAAUUCAUGGAACAGAUGCUGGGAAGCCACCCUUAUAUUCAGAAACUAAAAUUUUCAUUCGAGUGGGUGUCCCUGGUAACCAGAAACCAGUUUUUCGAGGGAAUUAUAAAGCUGGAACCCCGGGACCAAAUAGUUACAGAGCAAGGCUUUUGGAAAAUGCUUCUCCUGGUACUGAAGUCAUUAGAGUGAUUGCUAAUGAUCCAGAUGGAAGAGAUAGUUUGUUACAGUAUCAGAUAGCUUCUGGCGCCAAAGACAACUUUGUCAUCAACGCGAGCUCUGGAAUCAUAACAGUUUCUCCAGAUGCUAGACUGGAUCUCGAAACUGGAGGUGAUAAAUAUGAAGUAAUAAUCUUUGCCAUCGACUCAGGAAGUCCUGUUAGAGAAACUGCAAGUACCACAGUCACUGUCAGCAUCAUUGAUGUAAACAAUAAACCACCUACUUUCACAAAUUCGACUUACCUUGUCUACGUUUCUGAAAGAGCAGCUUUAGGUGAUUCAGUUUUGAAGGUAGCAGCAUCAGAUCCAGACUCAGAUGCAAAUAUAGAAUACUCUAUCAUAGAGCCAAUCAACGCGGUCGACAAAACUGGAGUAGCUCUCAAAAGUACAGUACCCUAUGACUAUAAAACAGCUUUUCGAAUAAACACCACAACAGGAAUGAUAACAGUCAACAGAGGUCUUGAUUAUCAAGUAGCGGCCGUUGUAAUUUUAACAGUCCAAGCGAAAGAUUUGAACGCAAUGGAAAACAAAGAGAAUCAAGUAGCGAAAGUUGAAGUCACUAUCUAUAUCCAAGCUUACAGUGAUGAUAAUCCAACUUUCACAAAUCCUGGUUGGUCACCAAACAACCCAACGAUCAAAAUUACGGUUCCUGAAGAACAGCCAUUAGGAUCGACUUUGUUGACGCUCUCAGCCAAAGAACCAAUGACAGGAUAUCCUGCUCAAAGAUUUGAAUUGAUCAGAGCAGAAGAUGAUGAAGGCAUCGUUAACGUUGGUGUGCAAAGUGGAAAUGUUGUUUUGAGCAAAAGACUUGAUUAUGAAACUCUUAAUAAAAAGUCAAUCAAAUUUAAAGUUAGAGCUCUGGCUAGGGAUUACGAAAUCACUCGUCACAUGUCUGAAGCCAAUGUGAUUAUUGAAGUUCAAGAUAUUAAUGACAACAGCCCAAUUUUUACUCACAAAGAUUACAAAAUUGCUAUUCUCGAAUCAGCCAAACCUUCGAAAAUCAUUCUUAAUGUGAAAGCUACUGAUAUGGAUAGGUCAAAUACAGAAGAAGAAAAGAAGAGAGGAUAUGGAGAAGUCAGAUAUCUACUAACUGGAGAAAAUGCCAACAUCUUUGAGAUUGAUCCCAUCAAUGGAAAUGUUCAGAUUGCUCAGAAUACAACUCUUGAUAGGGAAAGACAAUCAGUCCUUCGAUUCUUCGUCGUUGCAUCAGACAUGCCAGAAGGUGGAGUCGAACAAAAAACUACCAGAGCUUUGGUAACCGUUGAUAUCCUAGAUGUUAAUGAUAAUGCUCCAAGUUUUCCACAAGAAUCUUACACAGCAGUUAUUCCAGAAAAUGCUGCCAAAGGAGUGAGCAUUGUAAACAUCACAGCUGUUGAUCCUGACGAGGGUACGGGAGGACGUGUUCAGUUUGAGAUAAUCGAUGAAGGAGAAGCUAAUGGUCUACUGAAGAUAAAUCACACAUCAGGAGAAAUAUCAUCAGCCAGGGAACUAACCGGAAAAGGCAGAACUGAACCGUACACCAUGAGAAUAAGGGCCCAAGAUGGUGGAGACCCAGUAAUGUUUUCAGAUGUGCUCCUAACAUUAUACAUCGGAGACGUUGUCAGUAAUGACGGAGUUCCUCUUUUCAUCAGACCAACUCUUGAAGAAGUUGCUUUCAUAGCAGAAAAUUCAACAAUUGGUAGUCCUGUCUUCCAAGUUGUAGCUUCUGAUCCUGAUGAUCCAAAUCUCCCAAAUGGGAAAAUCACUUUCAAAUUUCUAGAAGAUGGUAACUUCGGAAGUGACUCAAGUUCGUUCAGAAUCAACAGUGAAAGUGGAUUAAUAACAACUAGAAAACUUCUGGACAGAGAAUCAAAAGACUCUUACACUUUGAUCCUCGUUGCUCAAGAUUUGGGCAAUCCUCCUCAACAAGCGACUCGAGUUCUGCAAGUCAUGAUUGUUGAUAUUGAUGAUCAUAAGCCUCACUUCAAAAGAAAUCUCUACAGUCCUCCAGUAGAAUUAAAUAUAGAAGAAGAAUUACCGGUUGAUUCCACAGUUGGCAUAAUUGAAGCCAUUGAUGAAGACAUUGGGGAAAAUGGGAUGAUUGAUUACGCGAUCAUUUAUGGGAAUGAGGCUGGGAUUUUUUCAAUAAAACGUCUACAGAACAAUUCUGCAAUCAUUAAGUCGACCAAAAGAUUGGACAGAGAAGCGACUGAAAAACAUUUGCUGACUGUAAAGUGCUUCAAGUAUUCCUCGAAGAAAUCAGAAGCUUUACAAGCAUUGAAACCUUACAAUCGACAGGAUCCAUCAGAAAGGCAGAUUUUGGUAAAAGUUUUAGAUAUUGAUGAUAACAAACCACAAUUUAGAAAAGAAAAUUUUACUGUCGGAGUUAGAUUAAACGUUCCAAUCGAUACCAGUUUGAUAACCCUGGAUGCCCAUGAUCCAGAUUCUGAUGCUCUGCCAAUCAAUUACAUCAUGGGGAAUGUUUCCUUCAUUUCUCUAGUUGAUCCAACAAUGUCUCAGAAGGCAAUCCCUUCACAUUUAGCUUUGAAUUCUGAAACUGGUGAACUCAGAACUACUGGAUCACUCGCAACCUUUUCUGAUGGCUACAUGGAAAUUCCAGUUUCUGCUAAUAAUUCACUAAUAAUUGGAAGACAAACGAAUAUAACGCUGAGGAUAUUUUUACUCAGAGAUAGAGACAUGUUGAAAUUCGUAUUUUCGAAACCUCCAGUUGAAGUGAGGAAGAAACUGGAGAAUUUUGAGAAAGCCGUCCAGCAGGCUUUGUCCUUGCCAAUCAGUGUCAAUGUUUACGACACUCAAUUUUAUUCCAAGGAUGAUAAUUCAUUAGACUUUUCGUCUACAAGUUCAUGCUUCCAAAUGGUGGGAAAGGAGGUGUAUGAUCUUCGGGAGAUGAAGACCUUGCUCACUGAUCCAAACAAUGAGGAAUUGAAAAAAGUUUACAGGAAUUAUAAUGUGGAGAAGGUUGCCAAUUGUGCCAACACUGUUGCGCGUGCUGACGCUUCCAAAACCCAGAUGUGGGUUCUGGCGAUUGCUGUUCUGGUUGGAAUAGCUACUAUUGUGUCAAGCUGUACCUUAUGCUGCAUGCAUUCGAAAUACAAAAAGCAAGCCAAACAUGCACGUUUGAGAGAUCAGCCGAGACCAACCUUAAGCUACAUUUCUUCUGGACCAGGAAUGGUCAGUGCAGCAUCACAUCCAUCAAUUGGACCAGGAACUGUUGUUACAAUGGGACCCCAUGAAAAUCCUUAUGAAUGGGGAGCAGACACAACACUUUAUCAUCCCAGUACACUUUCGAGAUCGUAGCUUAUCUAAAAAGGGCUUUAAGUUUAAUCCGGGAACUGUUGACUUCUUCAGAAUUCUGAUAAGGCCACUUUAGAUUUAAAAAUAAAAUGAUUUGAGUGCCAAUAUUUACAUAUAAAGAGACUUGACUAUAGAUCAUCUGCGACUUUUUUCAGGAGAAAAAAAAGAAGCAGUGAUGGUGCUAGUGCAAAACUACAAAACUCUCACUGAAAGUGAUUAGUGAUAUUUAUUUAUUGACUAAGCUUCAAUGAAAGUGUUCAUUUCAAUCCUACUGCUUAUUCGGUUUUGUAUUAUAUAUAUGGAUGAAUAACUGAAUUUUAUAUAUUCCACUUGUUCACCUGUUUGUUGAGAAGUUACACUAUUUCUGUUAGCGAUCCGCUGAAA